This is a messenger RNA of Mycosarcoma maydis (corn smut), 1668 nucleotides long. RefSeq lists its product as uncharacterized. The transcript has a single exon. The record is from RefSeq and is a predicted model, not a curated record. The coding region runs from base 1 to 1668 and encodes 555 amino acids. Gene Ontology annotation, molecular function: nucleic acid binding; zinc ion binding. Lineage: Eukaryota; Fungi; Basidiomycota; Ustilaginomycetes; Ustilaginales.
AUGUCGUACCAUCCAUCCCAUGCCACUGCGCAUCCCACCAGCUUUCUCAAUGCUGGCAUCCCGAUCAACUAUGCGCACACUUCUACCAGUGCUUCGUCCAAUACCAAUGCGUCCCUCUUGGGCAGCAGCAUGUCCUCCCACUCUUUCCCUAUCGCUCCAUCCCCCAGUAAUGGCACCCCACAACCGCAACAACCACAACAACAACAACAACAACAACAACAACAACAACAACAACAACAACAACACCAACAACAACAACAACAACAACAACAACAACAACAACAACAACAACAACAACAACACCAACACCAACAACAACAGCCACAAACCACAGUCGUCGCUUCUCAGCAGCAGUCGCAGCAAGCCACAUUAGUGCCGCCAGGCGUACCAGAUCAGGACGGUCUCAUUGCUCCUCCAUCCAUGCCGCUCGAGCUCGACUUUGACAACCUCGAAAGCGCCUCAAACUACAUGCACACGUACGCGCUCUCGCAAGGUUUUGACAUCCGCAUUCAGUGGUCCGCCAACAACCAGACUCGGAUCUGCUGGUCCUGUUAUCGCGGAGGUUUACCCGAAACGAUCAACGCCGAUGGUACACCCAACGCCAAACGGCGUCGAAUGCCCAAGAGCAAGGAAAGGCGUAAGCGUGGAUCGCUCAAGAUCGGAUGUCCGUUCCGAGUGCAGUGCACCAAGAACUGGAAGACGGGCAAGAUGGAGUUGAGGAUCAUAGAGGGAAGGCACAAACACCAGAUGGAGACGGAUCGCUCGAUCCUGCCCAGUCAGGUUCGGAGGCUGAGGUAUGAGUGCAAGGGUUCCGACUCGUCAGGUACGCCUCAGGCGGGGAAUGCGGCUGCCAAUGCUGUUGCUCAGGCUGCCAACCUCACCGCUACGCCAACAAGCGCGUCGGUAGCCGCAGGCAGUCGUUCACAGUCAGGCGCAGCAAGUGCGAGGUCGAGGGCGAGCGCGAGCAUCGCGGCGACAAACGGCAGUGUGGUUGCGUCGUCAUCGCAGCCGUCCAGAUCGAAAGCGCAAGCUGGCCAAUCCAAGAGCACCGUCGUCAACGCUUCGACAGGCUCAUCAGCAGCACAGCAGCACCUCGGCCUGCUCGGCACGCCUACGCCUACGCCCAUGCCUCGCAACGGUCCAGCGAUCAUCGACGAUGUCGGCUCGGAUUCCGCGUCGGCGUCGUCCGACUCUUCGGUGGUCAGGCCAUCGUUUGAACGACAGAUGCUGAAUCUACUCAACAUUUACGAUCGGUCCGAAGCGUGGUCGCGUUUGAUCAUGGAUCAAGAGAUUGGCCAUAUGCUCACACGCGCCGAGGCGCGCCUGGACAGAUGCGUGCGUCGAAAGCGCAAGUCUGCGAUCGGCACAACGACAAUCGUUGAUCAUCCCUCGGAAGAGUUGGCCGUGCUUACAGUGCCCACAUCUACAUCUGGAGGUGCAGUGAUGGCGUCUCUGGCAAAAACUGCUUGGAACGCACGCAUUACAUCGACAGCUACUCCUACCGGGUCGCCUUUGAGAACUGCCUCGGUCGCCGGCGCACCACACACCCCACUGGCCCAACUCGCAGGACGACAACAGACAGCCCCGCCAAAUUCAGGAAAGGGCUCAUCCAAGUGUAGCAAUUGCAAAGAACACGGCCAUAAUCGACGAAGGUGUCCGCUCGGUUAG